This is a messenger RNA of Ipomoea nil (Japanese morning glory), 1245 nucleotides long. Its product is annotated as NAC domain-containing protein 35. The transcript has 3 exons. Lineage: Eukaryota; Viridiplantae; Streptophyta; Magnoliopsida; Solanales; Convolvulaceae. The record is from RefSeq and is a predicted model, not a curated record. Gene Ontology annotation, molecular function: DNA binding. The coding region runs from base 89 to 1033 and encodes 314 amino acids. Gene Ontology annotation, biological process: regulation of DNA-templated transcription.
CAUUAAAUUAAGAUAUUAGCUGCACUAGAUCGAGCGAGCACUACACUACACAUAUAUAGAAUUUAUUUAUAUUAACAAUUACAGUAAUAUGGAAGAAUCAAGGUUGGAGAUGGAGUUGCCCGGAUUCCGGUUUCACCCCACCGAAGAAGAGCUUCUUGAUUUUUACCUUAAAAACAUGGUUUUGGGCAAGAAGUUGCGCCACAACAUCAUCACUUGUCUUAACAUUUACCGUUAUGAUCCUUGGGACUUGCCAGGACAUGCAAAUAAUGUUGGCGAGAGAGAAUGGUACUUCUUCGUGGCAAGGGACACAAGGCAUGGCAGUGGAGGGAGGCCAAACAGGACUACUGAGAAGGGUUUCUGGAAGGCGACGGGUUCAGACAGGAAGAUUUUUAGCUUAUCACACCCCCCCAACAGGAUGAUAGGACUAAAGAAGACAUUGGUGUUCUAUCAAGGAAGAGCACCCCGCGGAUGCAAGACUGAUUGGGUCAUGAACGAAUACCGAUUACCCGAUGCAUUACUACCACCAUCCUCCUCUGCCAAGAACAUUGUGCUUUGCAAAAUAUACAGGAAGGCAACCUCAAUUAAGGUGUUGGAGCAGAGGGCUGCUAUGGAAGAUGAGAUUAAUAAUACACUAGUCCAUAAUGCCUCUCCAUCAUUCAUCACCAUAGAUAGUGAUCAUCAUCAUCAUGACUUGGUGGCCCAAAGCUUCCUCACGGUCACAAUGAAUAACAACAACAAGGAUGAUGAUGAUGAUGAUGGUGAGUAUAGUACAGGCGCCAUGUUGACAGUUGAUGAUGAGAAAGCAGCAGCAGCAGAAGGUGAAUUUAGCACAUCGUCACUACUUCUGAGCUUGCAAAGUGGGGAGGAGGUAAAAGUAAAACCCCUCCCAACUAAACUUGAAUUGCCAAAGUCGUCCACAGACUACUGGGCUUCCCACUUACAGGAUCCCUUCUGGGCUCAGCUCCGUAGCCCUUGCCUUCUUAAUGACUUGAUAGCUCUCACUCCAUUACCCCCCAAUCUUCACAAUUUCUAGUCCAUUUUUCAAUUCAUUUACCUGCACCACCACCGCACUACAUACUGUUCUUUUUUUCUUCCAAAUUUGUGUAUGUAUAACGUACAAGUAGAGAAAUAUAACCAACCAUGCAUAUAUGCUGAGGAAUUGAUGGAGUUACACUAAUUAUAUUCCAUUCCGUAGUAUGUAAUUGUAAUUCAAUUCAGAUAUCAAUGCAGUACGUACUUCAAUUC